Ziziphus jujuba (common jujube) is the source of this 1737-nucleotide messenger RNA. RefSeq lists its product as uncharacterized. Lineage: Eukaryota; Viridiplantae; Streptophyta; Magnoliopsida; Rosales; Rhamnaceae. The transcript has 11 exons. The record is from RefSeq and is a predicted model, not a curated record. Bases 2 to 1258 code for a protein of 418 amino acids.
UAUGGAAGAGGGACAUGGAGAGUCAUCAUCAUCCUCUUCUUCCUCAGAUAUUGGAAGUAAUGAAUUACCUGAUCAACAAAAUCAACCCAAUUCUAAUCAUCAGGAUCUAAUUACUCAAACUGCAUCAUCAUUGCUUCAAGCUGCUGGACCUCUAGCAAUAUUUGAAUCGUCUGCUGUACCUGCAACCAUUCAACAUGUUGGUAUUCCACAGCUGCAACAAUCCAAUGGUGCUGCAUCACAUGUACUCUUCCCUCCAUCUGCAGUGGAGUCAUCUCAGCCAGAAAUUCAAUUACUGAAUCCUGAGCAAGACAUGGGUUUGAUCCUUCGAAACCAUUCAAAUGUUCCUUCACAAAAUGGCGAUAUUCAAACUGAACAAGAAAUGAGUUUGAUGCUUCGAGACCAUCAGAUGAUCAGUAACCUUUCAGCUUCUCGAACUACCAUUCAUGCUGAUCACUUGGUUCCGUCUCAAACAAUGGGAAUGGUGAAUCAUGGCUAUAUGUACCCUAUCGAUCAACCAAUUCGAAAUUUUGCAAAUGUUUUUGGGAGCAUUAAUACUUACCAUCUUCCUACAUCGAACUUGCCUCCAGAGUUUCGUUUGGAGUCAUCCUCUAGGCUCCAGCUGCCCCAUGUCCAGCAACCACCUUCUCAAGCACCACCUGAAAGUGCAAAUGGUGUAUCCUCCUUCAUGAAGACACAAUGGACUAAUUGGCAACCCCAGAAUCCAAUUUCUAUGCUUGAGUCUUCAACUGCAAUCGGAUCAUCACAAGAAAUUCAGUUCCAAGGAUUGCUGAAUCAAUCUAACACCGGAACAAGUAACUUUUAUCCAAGUGCAGGCACUACAGCAAGUCAAAUUCCAGUCCCAAACCUGCCAAUUCAGCAAGGAAUGAGCGGCUACAAUGUUGGAUCCUCGCUUCCUCUUCUUUUUGAAGGCCUGUCAUCCAAUUACAAUAAACAAGGAAUGCAGGGAAAUUUUGGGAAUUCCAUUCAAUACGAAUUUGGAGACUCAUCAACAAGACCUGCAAAGAUGAAAAUUCCAUGGCAAGAUAACAUUCCACCAUCACCUAAUCUUCAGUUGGCUAGUUGGAUUUCUCAAGGUCAGGGUUCUCAAGGCCUUAACUUUAGCACAUCUAAUACCCAAAUCUCAAGGCCUAUGAGGAACACAGUUUAUGAUCCAAUGUAUGAAGCAAUGGGUUUACCGGUGGACCCUCAUUUGCGCAUGUUUGUAGCAAGGCGUGACACCGGAAAUGAAGACCUAUGAGCAGAGGAUUUACCAGAGUCCUUUUUUAUUAAAAGUUAGAAGUUUCUGUAACUAUGACAAACUAUACUGAUGAGAUGCUGUCUAAUUAUCAUAUAUCUAGUAUAACCAUAAUCUGCCCCACCAAAAAAAAAAAAAACAAAAAAACAAAAAAACAAAAAGAAAAACAAAAAAAACCAAAUCCUUAUAGCCUGUUUGGUUUGUGUCAUUUCUGGUGGGGGAUGUGAGAUUUCACAGGAAGUUGAAGUCAAUAAUUCCUAAUAGAAGAGUCAGUUUGAACUUUUGCAGGUAGGUUAUACUAACUAUCUGGCGUUGCAGAGUGUGCUUUGGAUUUUCUUGAAUGAAAUAAAAUCUAGACACAACCGCUUUUGGUUAAUCUGGUUAUAUGCCUAGAUUAAAUCUGACACCAUAUAUAUUUGCUUGAAGCUUCUUGUUUAUUAUCACCGGUUUAAUCUGCUUUCAAAUGUUAAAGUAUAUGUAAU